UGGGCCGAUUUCAAAAGCCCAAUACGGGUUUCCUGAUUUACCAAUCUGUCGAGAAGACGAUCUUGGCUCACCAUUGAACAUAAGACACGUGGCAUAUUUGAACUGGUAACCAACAAAGUCAUCCAACAAAAUAUGUGUGGCUCGUUGCACUCCACUACACUUAGAGCAACCUUUUGCUUUCAGAUUUUCCUCGAGCCAUGGAAGCGAAUUCCAUCAAACUCCAUGGAACUCCCUCCAUCGUCACCGCCUCUAGUACAUCACGACGUCACAGAUCAUCUAUUCUCUCGCUUCAUUACCGGAACACACGCUUUUCUCCGUUCUCGCUCACUGUCACAAGAUGUUCCACCACCAAAAGCAACGAAACAGGUCAAGAUUCGAGGUUAGAGCCAUCUUCGAAGAAAGGACUGGUUCUUGACCUAGGUACUGAUUCGUGGGACAGCGAGGAGAUUGGAUCUCCGGUUGUGAAGAGAUUUCUAAGCGACAACGAAGAGAGAUGGUACAUGUGGUACCAUGGAACCUCUUCCUCUAAGCAGAACCAUGUUUCAGAUUCUGUCGGAUUAGCUGUUUCAAACAAUGGGAUUCACUGGGAGAGAGGGAAAGGGAGAGUUGAGUCAACAGACGAUGUGGGUUUGGUUAUGGGCUCAUGUGAAGACUGGUGGGCUUUUGAUAAGGCCAAUGUUCGGCCCGGUGAAGUUGUGAUAAUGUCGAGUUCUAAAGUCAGAGCUGAUAGCUCUGUUUACUGGAUGUAUUACACAGGUUACACUACUGAGACUGUUGAGUUUCAGUCCCAUUUGGGUAAUCCAGAAAGGUUUCACCUUUGUAAUGAGAAAGGUAGCGUUUUUAGGUCACUCCCCGGGUUAGCGAUUAGUCAAGACGGUAGGCAUUGGGCUAGAAUCGAAGGUGAGCAUCAUAGUGGUGCGUUGUUCGAUGUUGGGUCUGAAAAAGAUUGGGACUUUCUAUAUAUAGCAUCACCACAUGUAGUGUUCCAUGAGAGUGGGGAUCUAAGGAUGUAUUACCAUUCUUUCGACGCGAAAACCGGUGAGUUUUGCAUUGGGAUGGCGAGAUCUAGGGAAGGGAUCAAGUGGGUGAAGUUUGGUAAGAUCUUAGGAGGAAGAAAAUCUGAAAAAGAUGGAUUAGGUUACUUCGACGAGAUGGGAGUAAGAUAUCCUUGCGUGACAAGGAACAAGAGAGAUGGGAGUUAUGUGAUGGCUUAUGAAGGUGUAGAUAGAAACGGGAAGGUGAGCAUUGGCUUGGCGGUUUCAGAAGAUGGGAUUAAGGAUUGGAAACGGGUCCAGGACGAGGAAGCGGUGCUUGUGGUUGGUGAAGGUGGUGCGUGGGAUGAGGAAGGAGUUGGGUGUCCUUAUUUGGUUGAGAUGGAUGGAGACUCUGAUCAUCAGUGGAGGUUGUAUUAUAGAGGUGUUGGUAAUGGUGGAAGAACAGGGAUUGGUCUAGCUGUUUCUGAGGGAAGUGAGGUCAUUAAGUUUACAAAACAGACAGGGAUUUCCUUGUGAGACAUGUUUUUUUGUUUCCCUUUGAAUUGGUAAUGAAACAAUAUGAUUAAAUCAUUUGUCCUAAACUAAAAAGAUG
Eruca vesicaria subsp. sativa (arugula) is the source of this 1587-nucleotide messenger RNA. The record is from the annotation of a GenBank genome assembly. Lineage: Eukaryota; Viridiplantae; Streptophyta; Magnoliopsida; Brassicales; Brassicaceae.